Octopus sinensis (East Asian common octopus) is the source of this 2589-nucleotide messenger RNA. Its product is annotated as S-crystallin SL20-1-like. Bases 85 to 753 code for a protein of 222 amino acids. The record is from RefSeq and is a predicted model, not a curated record. Gene Ontology annotation, molecular function: glutathione transferase activity. Gene Ontology annotation, biological process: glutathione metabolic process. NCBI's taxonomy places the organism in Eukaryota, Metazoa, Mollusca, Cephalopoda, Octopoda, Octopodidae. The transcript has 6 exons.
AAGGUGGGGAGGAGAAAUGGUCGUUAAAUUGUAUCAUGAAGAAAGUUUUCUUCGCAUAAGCAACCGAGACAAAGAAGUAGUAAGAUGCCUUCCUAUACGUUGUAUUAUUUCAACGGCCGAGGACGGGCGGAGGUCCUUCGAAUGCUGUUCUCCGCAGCAGGAGUUCAGUUUCAGGACAAACGGAUUGAGUUUUCGGAAUGGAGCCAUUACAAAAGCAAGGCACCGUGUCGCUGUUUGCCAUAUUUGGAAAUCGACAGUGCUACAAAAAUACCGGAAUCGAUGGCUAUAUCUCGAUAUCUUGCUAGAGAAUUCGGAUUCCACGGUAGGACGAACAUGGAUAUAUUCCGAGUGGAUUACAUCUGCGACUGUUUUUAUGAUAUCUUUCAUGAUUACAUGAGAUGGUUUCAUGAGAAACACGGACGAUUCAGAACUGGUUGUUGUCCUAGUCUCAGCUCUUGUAUCCAUCAUCAUGACCGAGAUAAUGACAUGAAACUUCGUUACAUUGAUACAUGUAGAAGAAUAUUACCGUUUCUUGAGAUGACAUUAGGAUCCUUCAAUGGAGGAAAGCAGUAUUUCAUGGGAGAACAGAUUAUGCUGUGUGAUAUGAUGUGUUACUGUUGUUUGGAAGGUCCAAUGCGAGACAACCCGUCGUUAAUGAACGGCUAUCCGAAUCUGAUGGCUCUCAGACAGAGAGUAUCCAGCCAUCCUAAAAUAUCCAUGUAUCUGAAGAAACGCAGCCACAGUGAUUGGUAAUGUUCACAGGGAAUCACAAUACAUACUUCUACAUACACCUUUGUCACCUUUCAUAUAUAUAUACAUAUAUAUAUAUAUAUAUACAUAAACACAUAUAUAUAUAUGUAUAUAUAUAUGUAUGUAUGUAUACAUAGGCAUACAAACUCACAAGCAAACAUACAUACGUGCAUGCAAACAUGUAUAAGCACACACACACGCACACACUCACAUAUGAAUGAGAAGCUGGUUUAUCUUUUACCGUGAAUCUGAGUUUCACGGCACCUAUUAUUAUAUUGAUUGAAUUAGGGCGCUAGUAAUAUAUAAUGGAAUAUUUUUUUCCCAAAACCUUCGAAAUAUGAUAUGCCAAAUAGAUAAAUAAACAGCAUAGUAAUUUAUUUAUUUAUUUAUUUAUUUAUUUUUUUAUUUAUUUAUUUAUUUAUAUAACCAUCUUUCUUUCUAUGGGAAAUCCUAUAUGCAGAAAAUAAUCUUUUUCUUUUUCUUCUUUUGCGAAGUAUUUGGAAAUUACACAUUAAAUACUGCUAGGUGGAAGUGCUGCAAUUCUUCAUUUUUUGAAUUCCUUAACACUUUUGCAAGCUUGCAAAAAAAAAAAAAAAAUUUCUCCGCAGAAAGACACGAACCAUAUAAAAAAUAUAUAAUUAUUAUUUACUAAUAAACAUAAAAAUACAUUAACAAUAAUCUGUACACCUAUAUGCAUAUGAUCUAUACGUAUAAUACCGAAGAUCUGAAAAGAAUCACAUGUUUCGCACGGGAAAAAGAUCAGUGCAUUGUGUUAUGUGCGUGACACCUAAAUACAUGAAUGUGUAACCUUUACUAAUGUCUUUUUCGGCAAAUAAUCAAAUCUUAAGGUAUUGGCAACUAGUCAUAUUUCUAAGUCUUUGCGAAUAUUUUGCUGACAUAUUGUCGCACUUUAGCUUAUAUAUUGUCUCAGGCGAUAACAAGUAAAUCAGUGUUACGGUUCAAGAACUUUCAGCUAAUAAAGUCUGCACAAAUUGUUAUGCAUUAAAUAUUUUUUCCUGUUUGUCAUCUCAAACAUUUUCCCAUAUGCAUGUGGUUUUAUACACGCAUACAUAUAUACAUACAUACAUACAUACAUACAUACAUACAUACAUACAUACAUACAUACAUACAUACAUACAUAUACAGUAGAAUGACACACGCACACACACAUAUUUGCAUGUCUGUUUUAUUACAAUAUCACUUUUACAAUCUCUAGUUUUUUAUACUCGUAUACAGAGAUCGGCUACGUUGAAAAGUAAGCUGGCAACAUGAUGUCGCCCUUUAUAUCUUAUCUUUGUGAAAACAUGCUUGCGUUCACUAGAGUAAUUUGCUUUUGUUCCCAAUACGAAAUAAAUGUAAUUCUAUAGAAUCAAUUUUUAAUCGGGUGUCUUUGUAAAAGAAAGUAUUGUUGAAAUUAGGAUACACAUGUGAAACAGUAUUAGAUUAAAUUAGCGAUGUGUAUCACAUGAAUAUUUUAUAAGCAAAAGGAGAACGGCGCUAGCUGUACUAUUUUGACAAAGGAAAACAUUUCUUGUAGAGAUUCGUGUGUUAAAAAACACACGGAACACUGAUAUUUUGUCGUUAGCGGAUCUUUAGACAUAUUUUCAACUUCAUUUGUUCUCGUCAGCUACAAACAAUCUGGUCAUGUCAGGUAAGCUGAACAAUAUUCGUUCAGAUAUAGAGUUCAAAAAAUAAAACAUUUAGUGAUUGGUAACAAAGCUGGCCGGGCUAAAAUAAAUUGAAUAUAUGAACUUGAAAAUUACAAGAGUUUAAGAUAACUAUGUACAUACUAUCUAUAAUAAUAUACAAAGAAUGUCGCAAGGUGUUUUAUUUUGUAUU